Phytophthora nicotianae INRA-310 is the source of this 828-nucleotide messenger RNA. RefSeq lists its product as hypothetical. Gene Ontology annotation, molecular function: zinc ion binding. Bases 1 to 828 code for a protein of 275 amino acids. Lineage: Eukaryota; Oomycota; Peronosporomycetes; Peronosporales; Peronosporaceae. The record is from RefSeq and is a predicted model, not a curated record. The transcript has a single exon.
AUGGAUAUUGGCACUGAACCUAUUCGGCAUUUCGCAUCGGGACCUGUACAUUCUGACCUGCUAACGACCGCUCUGCUACUGUGCAAAGAUGAUAACCACCACCCGAAACACAAAGGAAAAAGCCCCCGUGAACUCAGCAACAUUGAUCGGUACUUCUUCAACGCUUACCCCUACGUAGUGCGAGACGAUAACGCCCUUGGAGUCAAGGUAGAUGGGUUUAGAACUCGGACCUACAAAGGCUCCCUUGAGGAGGUUCUUAGGCGAAAUGAGACCGUGGAAAAUAUCCCGCUGAAGUAUCUGUCACUCCACGCUGUAAAGGUUAUGGCACAGUUUCCAGUCCGCCAUGAUUGGGACUCUCCGUCAUGGAGUGUUCACGAAAUCGAACGCAUCCGGAACAAGUACAAAUGUGACUGCAAGGAGUUCUACCAAACUGGGUGGCUGUGUGUGCAUAUCCUGGCGACUCUACAUCUCGUUGAUUCGCUUGACUUGAAGAUGAUGAUUCGUAAUUUCCCGGCCCGUAAACCUCCAGGGCGACCACGGAAGAAGACACGGUGCCUCGAUCGCGACGACACAAGAAAAUCUCAGUAUUCGGUCAAUGCUUUGGUUAAGCGAUUGACGGAAAAGCCGGCCAGUGUGAUUAACUGGAGUAUUUUGACAGUGCAAACUUCCAGCGACGAGGAAGGCGAGGAAACACAGUGUAACUACAUUGGCAAAAUCAAACCUCCUUUCAUGCGCGGCGGUAAAUGGCACUGGGACAUAGAGUACGAAGAACUGGCCAGGACCAUCAACUACUCGUUCCAGAUGGGGCACAACUUAGUGCCCAACUAG